AUGCAGAGAUUGAGGUUCUAUGGGAAGAUCUCCAUCUCUUCCUUCUCCAAGGAGAAGCAGCAGGUGUCCCCAGCUGGGCAGUAUCAGGUGAAGGCCCAACUUGCACAGUGUCUGAAGAACAUCUUGGGAUCAACGUGGGAGUGUUUUCUGCGCCAGGUGACGCUGCGCCGGAGCAAAGCCCACGAGGGUUUGGGCUUCAGCAUCCGCGGCGGAGCCGAGCACGGAGUCGGGAUCUACGUGUCCCUGGUGGAGCCCGGCUCCUUGGCCGAACGGGAGGGGCUGCGCGUCGGGGAUCAGAUCCUGGGGGUGAACGGCAAGCCGCUGGACAGAGUGACCCACGCCGAGGCCGUCAAGGUUCUGAAAGGCUGUAAGAAGCUGAACCUGUCCGUCCAUUCGGUGGGACGCAUCCCGGGGGGCUACGUCACCAACCACAUCUACACCUGGGUGGACCCGCAGGGCCGCAGCGUGUCCCCGCCGACGGGGCUGCCUCACCAUCAGAACAGCUCGCUGCGCAAGGACGGCGAGAAGAGGAGCCACCUCCAGCUCCUGCAGGAGGGAGAUGAGAAAAAGGUGAACCUGGUCCUGAACGAGGGGAAGUCCCUGGGGCUCAUGAUCCGAGGAGGGGCAGAGUAUUCCUUGGGCAUCUACAUCACCGGUGUGGACAAGGGCUCUGAAGCUGAGAGCACUGGCUUGAAGGUAGGAGACCAGAUCCUGGAGGUAAAUGGCAGGAGCUUCCUCAGCAUCCCCCACGACGAGGCAGUGAAGCUGCUCAAGUCCUCCCGUCACCUCAUCAUGACAGUGAAGGACAUUGGGAGGCUGCCCCAUGCCCGCACCACUGUGGAUGAGACCAGGUGGAUUGCGAGCUCCCAGAUUGGAGAAACCCUCGUCAGUUCCACGGGAGUGGUGGGCGAUCAUGCUGCGGAGGCAACAGCCAGGCCCGUGUUCUACCGGGGCCUGGCUGGCUCGCAGGUGACACUGAGCAGCAUGGUGAACCAGACCCGCGUCAUGCUGGAGGAGCAGGCGAGGCACCUGCUGAACGAACAGGAACGGGCCACCAUGGGCUACUACCUGGACGAGUAUAAGGAAGGCCAUAUCUCUGUGGAUGCUCUGGUCAUGGCACUCUUUGAGCUGCUCAACACGCACGCGAAGUUCUCACUGCUCUCGGAGGUGAGGGGUGUGAUCUCCCCACAAGACCUCGAUCGCUUCGACAACCUGGUGCUGAAGAGAGAGAUUGAGUCCAUGAAAGCCCGGCAGCCUGCAGGACCCGGCGUUGGCACUGACUCCUACUCCAUGAUGUCCUACAGUGACACCAUCUCUUCCUCCAGCAGCCACUUCACCUCCACGACCGUCAGCUCAGCCCGGGAGCGGCUCUUGUGGCUAAUAGACCUGAUGGAGAACACAUCAGAAUUGGAGGGAGGUGAAGACUGCCAGCAGAGCAGCAUCAACACCCUGCCAGACAUCUCUCUGGAUGACCUCUCGUCCUUCCCAGAAGAACCCCCCAAUUUCAAGCCUCCCCCUCCUCCCACAGCCCCCCAGAUGCUGGACCCCUCCGCUGCCCAGCACAGGAACCCGGGGAAGGACAAACCCAAGCGCCCUUCCUCCGAGUCCUCCCAGUCAGGCCUCUUCUUUGUGGCCCCCCGAAACCCCACACCCCCUCCGAGCCACUCUGAGAAGGACACCAUCAGUGUGGCCUCCACUGCCACCACCUCCACCGAGGAAUCCUCCUCCAGCGCCAUCUACGCCACCAUUUCCCCAGCCCCGCGUGGCUCCCGACGGCAAAUGGACCCCCAGCUCUCCCUGCUCAGCCAUCCCCCCAUCGGCCCCUUCCCCAGAGUGCAGUCCCCCACCAGGCUGACCAGCCCUCCUACAGAUGGCCCUGCAGCUGCCGGCUGCCAAAGCCCUGCAUCCCCAUCCCCACCUCCACCCCCAGCCCACCCCGCUCCCCCUCCUCCUAGCCCGCAGGCCAACCAGCACUUCAUCAUGGUGGAGGUGCACCAACCCAACAGCGAGCCCGAUGUCAACGAAGUGAGGCCCUUGCCCCAGGCUCGAGCCUCCACGCUCUCCCAGCUGUCAGACAGCGGGCAGACCCUCAGCGAGGACAGCGGGGUGGACAUCGGCGAGGUGGAGGUCAGCGGCAAGGAUAAGAGCAGGCAGCCGGUCCCUGGGAAAAGCAGAAGCCUCAAGGAGGGCACAAGGAGUGAGGGGACAGCAGAAGGAGCCUCCAAACCGCCAGGGCUCCUGGAACCCACCUCGUGUCUGAUCCGGGUGUCCAAGAGCGCGCCGACUUUGGGAAUCGCCAUCGAGGGCGGAGCGAACACACGGCAGCCACUGCCCCGCAUCGUCACCAUACAGGUAGGGGGAGCUGGGGAUGGGGAGAGCUCAGCACACGUCCCAGCCCUGUGCUCCCUGUUAGCUUGGGAAAGCCCCACAGUCACCUGCUGUCACCAGGCCAUCCGUGCGCUGCAGGACGAGGUUUGGCGGCUGCGCCUGCGGCUGGAGGAGAGCCUGCACCGGUCCCACAGCUACCCCGAGGGCAGAGCCCCUCACACCCCCAAGGGGAGGAGGCAGGCAGCAGCCAGCAGAGCUUCAUUCCUCCAGGAUGCAGCACCCGUGGGGUAG
Molecule: messenger RNA, 2619 nt
Organism: Meleagris gallopavo (turkey)
Lineage: Eukaryota; Metazoa; Chordata; Aves; Galliformes; Phasianidae
Source: RefSeq, a predicted model, not a curated record